AUGUCUUCCACGGAUAAAGUCAUGGUAGAUGCACCUUCUAUCCCAGACUCCGAGAUUAAAACACUAGGGUCCUCAGUUGUCGAGAUCUCUACUGUCGAGGGGAGGGAGACAAUAGUCAAUGUUCCUGAAGCGGAAGCACUCAUGUUUAUCGACUCCGAUUAUAAGAUCAUUGGGGAAGAGCAAGACGAUGAAGUCGAGGAUCAGAAAGUGACACCCAGCCCAGAGGUGGUAAAUCCCCGCGGUUACCAGCGAGAGAUGUUGGAACGGAGCCUCGAAAGGAAUGUCAUUGUCGCAAUGGACACAGGAAGCGGUAAAACGCAAGUGGCCGUAAUGCGUAUUCAACACGAACUCGACACAUGUGCACCAGACAAGAUCGUCUGGUUCUUAGGCAAGACAGUAUCGCUAUGUGAACAGCAACAUGGCGUUCUUCAAAGACAAAUGCCGUCCGUGUCUAUGAGACUGCUGACUGGGCAAUUAAACAUCGACACAUGGUCUGAGGAUGUCUGGCCCCGUAUCCUUCACGGGACUCGCGUUGUAGUCUCGACCUUUGACAUCCUGCGAGAUGCGCUGGACCAUGCAUUUGUCAAGAUAGACAUGCUGUCUCUUAUCGUGUUCGAUGAAGUUCACAAUUGCGUCAAGAAUAGCGGUGGUCGAAAGAUCAUGGUCAAUUUCUAUCACAGAUACAAGAGUGCUGGCAUGCCCGUGCCUGCUAUUCUGGGUUUAACAGCCAGCCCGGUGCAGUCGAGGUCGAAACACGAUGAAACCCGUGAGCUGGAAACCACCAUGGAUGCGAUAUGUGUCACCCCGACGGUUAAUCGGGAAGAGCUUUUCCGUCACGUCAAUAAGCCCGAUCUUUCCCGGGUAUUGUACGAUGUGGAAGAGAGUCCGACUCGAACCCCCUUGAUGCAGGCUCUGCAGUCUGAAUAUCGGGCAAUGGACAUCACAAAAGAUCCAAGUCUCACAAAGACCCGACAACUCAUCGCCAAGGGCCAGAAGACUGGGCCUGAAAUACUAUCUUUUUUGAUGAAACAGGAGACCUUCUCUCAGAAACAGCUAAAGGCAUUAUGGAACAAAAGCAAGGAUAUUCUUGGUGAACUUGGACCUUGGGCUGCCGACAGGUACAUCUCUGAGCUGGUCAAUAUAUUUCUACAAAGAGUCGACUCGCCACCGCCACCAACACUCAAAGAUGCCUGGACCAACGAGGAUAGAACCUACCUCGCAGGACACAUGAGACAGAUCGCUGCCAGUCCCCAUCAGCCCAAACUACCAACCACACACAACUUGGCCAAUAAGACGAACAAACUAAUUCAGGAACUGCUUAAAGCUGAUGAGGAUGCGGUCGGUAUCGUAUUCGUCAGAUCAAGAGCUGUUGCCAACGUCCUUUGCUCUUUAUUGAAAGAGCACCCCGAGGUUCAAAAGCGGUAUCGUGUUGGCUCAAUAGUGGGAACCUCAGCUACGAAGGUUCGGAAGCAAAACAUCUAUGAAUAUAUGCCUGGUUCAAGUACCGAGACGUUGCGCGACUUUAAAUCAGGCGCCAUCAAUCUUCUGGUUUCGACGAGUGUCCUCGAAGAGGGCAUUGACGUUGCGGCGUGCAACCUCGUCAUCUGUUUUGACGAGACAACCACCCUCAAAUCCCAUAUUCAACGCCGCGGACGGGCUCGCAAAAAGAAGUCAAAGAUGAUUGUACUUGUGAAAUCGACAUCUGGUGUUCGGGAGUGGGAUUCCCUGGAGGCUGAAAUGAAGAGUCGAUAUGAACAAGAAAGAGAGGAGUUGGACAGACUGGAGAUCGAGGCUCGCAUUGAAGAGACGAGCUCCAUUUUCUUGAUUGUACCAAACACAGGAGCUAGACUGGAUCUAGAGAACUCUCGCCAACACCUUGAACAUUUCUGCAGCAAGGUGUUUCAACGGGACUACGUGGAUCAAAGACCUGUUUACGUUUACCAAAAGACAGAACAGGGAACAGCGCCUCCGACUUUCAGCGCCACGGUCACUCUUCCGGCCGCUCUGCCUCGGCACCUUCGUAAGGUCCAGGGCAGAGGUGGAUGGAGAUCUGAAAAGAAUGCACAGAAAGAGGCAGCUUUCAUUGCAUUCGUUGGGUUGUACCAAGAAGGACUGAUUAGUGAUCACCUCCUUCCCCUUAACGUGGACCCGAAAGAAGCAGAAGAAGAGGUGCAACUCAUUAAACCCGAACUACUAUUCAACCCAUGGCAAGACGUUGUGCAAAAGUGGCAGACAGCCAAUGACAAAUGGCUUUAUUCUUAUGAGUUCUUCGACCACGAGUACGUUACUCCUCUUCGUUUUGAGAUUACCUUGCCUGUGGAGCUCCCUCGACCUCGUGACAUCAACGUCUAUCCCCAAGAAGGACUUACGUGGCAUGUCAAAUGCACCUCAAUCAAGAGGAUCUCUCAUGAAGAAUGCUUGGGUUUACCGGAUCACACAUCUAUCCUACUGGCGAUGCAUUUUGGCCACCGUUGGAACGUGGAGGACAAAGAACAUGUGAUCAAAUUCGCCUAUGAGAAUAGGGACCUUUCUCGGGAUCGAAUUGGAUCAAUACCUUUCAGCGAAAGCAUUGAUGCUGUAUUGGAACAGAGAGUUCUUGUUCGUGACCCUAGAAAGACCCCUUUCCACUACGUCCGGACGAUCCCUUCAAAACCGCUUAAAGAGCAAGUCCAGCAUCCGUUUUCGGGAUAUGAAGAUGCGCCAGAAGAAAAAUAUCUUGUUGUACAGCAAUGGACGCGCAGGUCGGACCUAUUGCAUGACUUAUUAUCGGGCUCGGCCAAGAGCGUCUGUACCAAACCUUACCGCUGGGUUCUCCCUAUCUCCCAAGCAACUGUCGACGAGGUUCCUCGCCGUGCCGCUAAGUGCGGUAUGCUUAUUCCUUGCAUCAUUCAUGAGUUGGAGGUUCAGCUCAUCGCAUCGGAGUUGUCCUCGACACUUUUGGCGCCAGUUGGUAUCACGGAUUUGCAGUUGGUAGUCGAAGCCAUUAGCUCACGUAGCGCCGCGGAGCCCGUUGACUAUGAACGUCUUGAAUUCUUGGGUGAUUCAAUUUUGAAGUUUUUCACUGUUACUCAGGCGUACUCUGAGCACCCCUUUUGGCCGGAAGGCCUCCUCAAUCAUUUCAAAGACCGACUAGUCUCCAAUACCCGAUUGACUCGUAUGUGCCUCGAGACGGGACUAUCGAAAUUCAUUCUAACCAAGGUGUACACUGGGAUGAAAUGGCGACCGCUGUAUCGGGACGACUUUCUGGACGUGAAGCCAGCCGAAGACGCAUCAAGAUUUAUUGGCCCCAAGGUUCUUGCUGAUGUGGUCGAGGCACUUGUUGGAGCCUCUUACCAGGAUGGAGGAAUGAACAAAGCUCUAGCGUGCAUCAAAGUCUUCUUGGGCUCCAAGUGUAACUGGCAUAAUGACGGAGUCGCCAGGGACAUAUUAUUCCGACUAGCACCUAGCGACGUACAGCUACCCCCCACGAUGGAGCCUUUGGAGGAACUAAUUGGGUACACAUUUGAGAAGAAGUCUCUACUCAUCGAGGCCAUGACUCACGGAUCUUAUGCAGCUGAUACGCAGGAGCGAUCUUAUGAACAACUCGAAUUCCUUGGAGAUGCGGUUUUGGACUAUAUCGUCGUAACUCGCAUGUACCAGUUUAACCCACCGGUACCCAAUGGACGCCUGCACAUGAUCAAGACCGCCAUGGCUAAUGCUGAGUUUCUCGCUUUCACAAACAUGCAAUAUGGAUUGCGUCGACCCGAAAUUGAAUUCGUCGACGGUGAACCAGUGUCCACAGAAGUCUUUCUUCCGAUUUGGAAAUUCAUGCGCCACAGCUCUCAAGAAAUGGGCAGAAUUAUGAACGAGACCCAAGCAAGAUUUGAGAGUCUUCAAGAUGAAAUCAAUGCGGCUAGAUUGAAUGGUGCAACCUACCCCUGGACACUGCUCGCACGUCUUCAUCCCAAGAAAUUCUACUCCGAUCUUAUAGAAGCUGUUCUGGGUGCCAUUUGGGUCGAUUCAGGAAACAUGGAAACAUGCGCAGCCUUUCUUCACAAGUUUGGCAUCUUGCCGUAUCUCGACCGAAUUCUCAAUCAGAAUAUUCAUGUGCAACAUCCCAAAGAAGAACUCACCAGACUAGCAGUUGACAAGAAAAUGGUCUAUGAUUAUACCCCGGUAGAUGGACCUAUCAAGGAGUACCUCUGUACGGUCACGGUUGGAGACCGUGCCGUGGGAGUCGUGUCAGGGGCACUCAAUAAAAUUGAGGCCAUGACCAAGGCUGCCGAAGAGGGCGUAAACCUUUUGAAGGCGGAGCAGAGACGGGCAGAGCAAGCGGCGCAUGAUGAGGUGGAGAAAUUUCUUGUCGCCAUGGAUCUUUCUUAG
Messenger RNA from Fusarium poae, 4362 nucleotides. RefSeq lists its product as uncharacterized. The record is from RefSeq and is a predicted model, not a curated record. Gene Ontology annotation, biological process: siRNA processing. The transcript has 6 exons. The coding region runs from base 1 to 4362 and encodes 1453 amino acids. Lineage: Eukaryota; Fungi; Ascomycota; Sordariomycetes; Hypocreales; Nectriaceae. Gene Ontology annotation, cellular component: nucleus; cytoplasm; RISC complex. Gene Ontology annotation, molecular function: ribonuclease III activity; RNA binding; ATP binding.